AUGGAACCAGAAAACCAAACAGCAGUCUCAGAAUUCCUCCUCCUGGGACUCGCAGAAGAACCAGAGCAUCAGACCCUCCUCUUUGGGCUGUUCCUCUCCACGUACCUGGUCAUUGUCUUUGGAACCCUGCUCACCAGCCUGGCCAUCAUCACAGACUCCCAUCUCCACACGCUGUACUUCUUCCUCUCCAAUCUGUCCCUUGUCGACAUCUUCUUCUUUUCUAUCACUGUCCCCAAGAUGCUGGUGAACCUCCAGACCCAGAGUCAGGCCAUCCCCUUUGCAGGCUGCCUAGCCCAGAUGUACACAUUCCACUUGUUCGGGACCAUGGACAGCUUCCUCCUGGCCAUGAUGGCCAUUGACCAGUUUGUGGCCAUUGUCCACCCUCUGCGCUACUCGGUCAUCGUGAGCCCCCGUAUCUGUGUGCUGCCAGUAGGGGGGCCGUGGCUCAUCACCAACCUCCAGUCACUUGUGCACACCUGCCUCACGGCUCAGCUGACCUUCUGUGCCGGCUCUGAAAUCCCCCACUUCUGCGACCUCAUGCCCCUGCUGAAGCUCUCCUGCUUGGACACACACACCAAUGAGCUGGUGAUCUUUGCUUUCGGCAUCAUCAUGGGUGUCAGCCCACUCUCGUGCAUCCUGCUCUCCUACUGCAUUUUCCAAGCGGUCUUCAAGAUCCCUUCUGCUCAGGGCAAGUGGAAAGCCUUCUCCACUUGCGGCUCGCACCUCACCAUGGUGUCACUGUUCUAUGGCACCAUCUUUGCCGUGUACUUGCAGCCCACAUCUCCCGCCUCCUCCCAGAAGGACAAGGCAGCCGCCCUGAUGUGUGGAGUAGUCAUCCCCAUGCUGAACCCCUUUAUCUACAGCCUAAGGAACAAGGACAUGAAGAUGGCCUUGAGGAAGCCCAUCAGCAAAGGAGCCCCCUCUCAGUCCUAG
This is a messenger RNA of Diceros bicornis minor, 933 nucleotides long. RefSeq names its product olfactory receptor 1I1. Gene Ontology annotation, molecular function: olfactory receptor activity; G protein-coupled receptor activity. Lineage: Eukaryota; Metazoa; Chordata; Mammalia; Perissodactyla; Rhinocerotidae. The record is from RefSeq and is a predicted model, not a curated record. Gene Ontology annotation, biological process: G protein-coupled receptor signaling pathway. Gene Ontology annotation, cellular component: membrane.